Messenger RNA from Capsella rubella, 1331 nucleotides. Its product is annotated as BES1/BZR1 homolog protein 3. The transcript is spliced from 2 exons. The coding region runs from base 190 to 1044 and encodes 284 amino acids. Lineage: Eukaryota; Viridiplantae; Streptophyta; Magnoliopsida; Brassicales; Brassicaceae. Gene Ontology annotation, molecular function: DNA-binding transcription factor activity. Gene Ontology annotation, biological process: brassinosteroid mediated signaling pathway; DNA-templated transcription. The record is from RefSeq and is a predicted model, not a curated record.
UUGUUGUUACUCACCAUAACAAAAUAAACUCAGAACAAGAAAUCGUGAAAAAUAACAAAACAUAAAAAGCGCGAAACUAGUUUUUUACCCGGCGAGUUCUUUUUUUUUCUUCUUGUUCUUCUCUCUACGAAGCUAUAACAAGAAGAAGAAAGUAGAAACGCUUUUUUUCAAGUUCCGGGUGAUCUGAAAAUGACGUCGGGGACAAGAACGCCGACUUGGAAAGAAAGAGAGAACAACAAACGAAGAGAGCGGAGAAGACGAGCGAUUGCGGCUAAGAUCUUCGCAGGGCUAAGGAUCCAUGGAAACUUCAAGCUGCCUAAACACUGCGACAACAACGAAGUCCUCAAAGCCUUGUGCAAUGAAGCUGGCUGGACUGUUGAAGAAGACGGAACUACUUACCGCAAGGGAUGCAAACCAAUGGAUCGAAUGGAACUCAUGAAUGGUUCUACUUCAGCGAGUCCAUGUUCAUCAUAUCAACAUAGCCCUCGUGCUUCCUACAAUCCAAGCCCUUCUUCUUCAUCCUUCCCGAGUCCUACUAACCCAUUUGGUGAUGCUAACUCACUAAUCCCUUGGCUCAAGAACCUCUCUUCAAACUCGCCUUCCAAGCUUCCAUUCUUCCAUGGAAAUUCGAUAAGCGCUCCUGUGACUCCGCCAUUGGCUCGAAGCCCUACUCGUGACCAAGUGACCAUCCCUGACUCUGGAUGGCUCUCUGGAAUGCAAACCCCACAGAGCGGACCGUCUUCUCCUACUUUCAGUUUAGUUUCAAGAAACCCGUUUUUCGACAAAGAGGCAUUUAAAAUGGGAGAUAGUAACUCGCCAAUGUGGACUCCUGGACAAAGUGGAAACUGCUCUCCAGCUAUUCCUGCUGGUGCUGAUCAGAACUCUGAUGUGCCAAUGUCUGAUGGAAUGGCGGCUGAGUUUGCCUUUGGUUGUAACGCAACAGCCGUGAUAGGAAUGGUGAAGCCUUGGGAAGGUGAAAGGAUACAUGGAGAAUGUGUUUCAGAUGAUUUAGAACUUACACUUGGAAACUCAAGAACCAGAUGAUGCUUUGCUUUCACAGAACAGUCAUCAAUCAAACUCUCUUAUCAUAUUAGUUCCUUUUUUCUUCUUUUUUUGGGUCUGUUUUUUGUUUUUGUUUUUUGGGUGUGAUGUUGAAAGGUGAUUGAGAGGAAGAAAAGAAAGAAAAGAAAAGAGGACAUUUUGAGCUCUGUUUUUUACUUAUUUUUUUCUUUUGGUUGGUUUUUCACUAAAGUUGUAGUUAGAAUCUAUUCUAUCUAUCAAAUAGGUUUUUCUUUUUUUUUUUAAUUGUAGUUCUUGGAAAUGAUUUGAGA